Molecule: messenger RNA, 291 nt
Organism: Chrysochloris asiatica (Cape golden mole)
Lineage: Eukaryota; Metazoa; Chordata; Mammalia; Afrosoricida; Chrysochloridae
Gene: ZNF584
Product: zinc finger protein 584
Biological process (GO): regulation of DNA-templated transcription
Source: RefSeq, a predicted model, not a curated record
AUGGCCGAGCAGGCACAGAGCGUUGUGACCUUUGAGGAUGUGGCUGUUUAUUUCUCCCAGGAUGAGUGGAGGCUCCUUAAUGUGACCUAGAGGCACUUGUAUCGUGAUGUGACGCUGGAGAACUUUGCGCUCAUUGGUUCACUGGGACUUGCACCUUCAAGAUUCCAUGUGGUUGCUCAGUUGGAGGGUGAUGAAGAACUGUGGGUGCCCAACAUCGUAGAUGUGACUCUGGUCAGCAGAGCAGAGGCCGGGAGGGGUCCUGGCCUUAGUCCACCUCAGGACACCUGUUAG